CCGGAAAGGAGGAGGAGAGUGCUCUGUAAUGGCUUCUCUUGUUUCUUCACCCUUCACUCUGCCAGCUUCCAAGGCUGAUCACCUUUCCUCUCUUUCUCAAAAGCACUUUUUUCUUCACUCAUUUCUUCCCAAGAAAACGAACAGCAAUCCCAACUCGAGACCUUCAUUGAAAGUAAAAUGUGUUGUUGGCAAUGGCCUUUUCACUCAAACAAGCCCAGAAGUUCGUAGAAUUGUUCCAGAGAACAAAAAUGAUCUCCCCACGGUCAAAAUUGUCUAUGUUGUCCUGGAAGCUCAGUACCAGUCAUCCCUUUCGAGUGCAGUCCAGUCCUUGAACCAGAAUUCCAGCUUUGCCUCGUUUGAAGUCGUUGGCUACUUGGUGGAGGAGCUUAGAGAUGAAAACACUUAUAAAACCUUCUGCAACGAUCUCGAGGACGCCAAUAUCUUUAUUGGGUCUUUGAUUUUCGUUGAGGAGCUCGCCCUGAAAGUGAAGGCUGCAGUGGAGAAGGAAAGGGAUAGGCUUGAUGCUGUUUUGGUGUUCCCUUCAAUGCCUGAAGUGAUGAGGCUAAACAAGUUGGGUUCUUUCAGCAUGUCACAGCUUGGUCAAUCGAAGAGUCCUUUUUUCCAGCUGUUCAAGAGAAAGAAGCAAGGAGCAGGCUUUGCUGAUAGCAUGUUGAAGCUAGUGAGGACAUUGCCUAAGGUUUUGAAAUACUUGCCUAGUGACAAGGCACAAGAUGCUAGGCUUUACAUAUUGAGUCUCCAGUUUUGGCUCGGUGGUUCACCUGAUAAUCUUCAGAAUUUCUUGAAAAUGAUUUCCGGCUCUUAUGUGCCUGCACUCAAAGGGACAAAGGUCGACUAUUCUGAUCCAGUUUUGUUCUUAGACAGUGGAAUUUGGCACCCGCUGGCUCCUUGCAUGUAUGAUGAUGUGAAGGAGUAUUUGAAUUGGUAUGGUACCAGGAGGGAUGUUGAUGAGAAGCUUAGGGGGCCUGACGCACCGAUAAUUGGAUUGGUUUUGCAAAGGAGUCACAUUGUUACUGGUGAUGAGAGCCACUAUGUAGCUGUGAUUAUGGAGUUAGAGGCAAGAGGGGCAAAAGUGAUACCGAUUUUCGCCGGUGGACUUGAUUUCUCUGGACCAGUUGAGAAGUUCUUGAUCGAUCCGGUUACCAAGAAACCAAUGGUGAACUCAGUGGUUUCGUUGACAGGCUUUGCUCUAGUUGGUGGACCGGCUAGGCAGGAUCAUCCAAGGGCCGUUGAGGCACUUAUGAAGCUUGAUGUUCCUUACAUUGUUGCACUGCCUUUGGUUUUCCAAACAACCGAGGAGUGGCUAAACAGCACUUUGGGACUACAUCCUAUUCAAGUAGCUCUCCAAGUGGCCCUUCCAGAGCUCGAUGGUGGCAUGGAACCUAUAGUUUUCGCUGGCCGUGACCCUAGAACAGGGAAAUCCCAUGCUCUUCACAAGAGGGUGGAACAGCUUUGCACUAGAGCAAUCAAGUGGGCUGAAUUGAAAAGGAAAUCAAAGACUGAAAAGAAAUUAGCAAUCACUGUCUUCAGCUUCCCUCCCGACAAAGGGAAUGUUGGCACUGCUGCCUACCUCAAUGUUUUUGCUUCCAUCUAUUCGGUUUUAAAAGACCUUCAGAAAGAUGGCUACAGUGUUGAAGGCCUUCCAGAGACUGCGGAAGCUUUAAUUGAAGAUGUAAUUCAUGACAAGGAGGCGCAAUUUAACAGCCCAAAUCUUAAUGUUGCGUAUAAGAUGAGCGUUCGCGAAUACCAGAACCUCACUCCUUAUGCUCCUGCUUUGGAAGAAAACUGGGGUAAGCCUCCUGGAAAUUUGAAUUCUGAUGGAGAGAACCUCUUGGUAUAUGGAAAGCAGUAUGGUAAUGUCUUCAUUGGAGUACAGCCCACUUUUGGUUAUGAGGGGGAUCCUAUGCGGUUACUCUUCUCGAAAUCAGCUAGCCCGCAUCAUGGAUUUGCGGCGUACUACUCCUUUGUUGAGAAGAUCUUCAAAGCUGAUGCUGUUCUUCAUUUUGGUACUCAUGGAUCCCUUGAAUUUAUGCCUGGGAAGCAGGUGGGAAUGAGUGAUGUUUGUUUCCCUGAUAGUCUUAUCGGGAACAUUCCUAAUGUUUACUAUUAUGCUGCUAAUAACCCUUCUGAAGCUACGAUAGCUAAGCGUCGUAGUUAUGCUAAUACUAUUAGCUAUCUGACUCCUCCGGCUGAAAAUGCUGGGCUUUACAAGGGACUUAAGCAACUGAGUGAGCUGAUCUCGUCAUACCAGUCCCUUAAAGACUCAGGUCGUGGGCAACAAAUAGUUAAUUCAAUCAUCAGCACGGCCAGACAAUGCAAUCUUGACAAGGAUGUAAAGCUUCCUGAAGAGGGAGAGGAAAUUUCAGCGAAAGAACGGGAUCUUGUUGUUGGAAAAGUGUAUUCCAAGAUCAUGGAGAUUGAGUCCCGGUUGUUACCCUGUGGGCUUCAUGUUAUCGGUGAGCCUCCAUCUGCUAUGGAAGCAGUUGCAACGUUGGUGAACAUUGCAGCUUUAGACCGACCUGAAGAUGGAGUUUCGUCACUGCCAGCCAUAUUAGCUGAGUCUGUUGGAAGAAACAUAGAAGAUGUGUACAGAGGGAGUGACAAAGGUAUCUUGAAGGAUGUAGAGCUUCUGCGGCAAAUUACCGACGCCUCACGUGGGGCAAUUUCUUCCUUCGUGAAGCGAACAACCAACAAGAAGGGUCAAGUUGUUGACGUGGCUGAUAAGUUAACCUCAAUACUCGGGUUUGGUAUCAACGAGCCCUGGAUUCAACACUUAUCAGAAACAAAGUUUUACCGUGCUGAUAGGGAAAAGCUUAGGGUAUUGUUUGAGUUCCUAGGGGAGUGUUUGAAGCUGGUUGUAGCUGAUAAUGAGUUGGGCAGUCUGAAACAAGCAUUAGAGGGAAAAUACGUUGAACCUGGGCCUGGUGGCGAUCCUAUUCGAAACCCGAAAGUGUUGCCAACUGGAAAGAACAUUCAUGCAUUGGAUCCACAAGCUAUUCCAACAACAGCUGCAUUGCAGAGUGCAAAAGUUGUGGUAGAUAGGUUGGUUGAAAGGCAAAAGGUUGACAAUGGAGGAAAAUAUCCAGAGACAAUUGCACUUGUAUUAUGGGGAACAGAUAAUAUCAAAACUUACGGCGAGUCACUCGCUCAGGUAUUGUGGAUGAUUGGAGUAAGGCCAGUGGCUGAUACAUUAGGUCGAGUCAACAGAGUUGAGCCAGUUAGCCUUGAAGAGCUUGGCAGACCCAGGAUUGACGUUGUUGUUAACUGCUCCGGCGUCUUCAGAGAUCUAUUCAUUAAUCAGAUGAACCUCCUUGACCGAGCCGUGAAGAUGGUAGCUGAAUUAGAUGAACCAGUGGAGCAGAACUACGUACGGAAGCACGCAUUAGAGCAAGCCAAAGCCUUGGGUAUCGAGGUUAGAGAAGCUGCAACAAGGGUCUUCUCCAACGCUUCAGGAUCUUACUCUUCCAAUGUCAACCUUGCUGUUGAGAACUCCACAUGGAAUGAUGAGAAACAGCUCCAAGAUAUGUACCUGAGCAGGAAAUCAUUUGCUUUCGACUGUGAUGCCCCGGGUGCAGGCAUGACCGAGAAAAGGAAAGUCUUUGAGAUGGCGCUAAGCACAGCUGAUGCCACUUUCCAGAAUCUCGAUUCCUCAGAAAUUUCACUUACUGAUGUGAGCCAUUACUUCGAUUCUGAUCCAACGAAUCUAGUACAAAACCUAAGGAAGGAUGGAAAGAAGCCAAGUGCAUAUAUUGCAGACACCACCACUGCAAACGCCCAGGUUCGAACUCUGUCUGAAACCGUGCGACUAGAUGCACGAACCAAGUUGUUGAACCCGAAGUGGUACGAAGGAAUGAUGUCCAGUGGAUAUGAAGGAGUUCGCGAGAUCGAGAAGCGCCUUACUAAUACUGUAGGGUGGAGUGCGACUUCAGGACAAGUGGACAACUGGGUAUACGAGGAGGCUAAUUCGACUUUCAUUCAAGACGAGAACAUGCUGAACAGGCUGAUGAGCACCAAUCCAAACUCAUUCAGGAAGUUGGUGCAAACAUUCUUGGAGGCCAAUGGACGUGGUUACUGGGAAACUUCAGAGGAGAAUAUCGACAAGUUGAGGCAGUUGUAUUCUGAAGUUGAAGACAAGAUAGAAGGCAUCGAUCGAUGAACUAUAAACCGAAAA
This is a messenger RNA of Hibiscus syriacus, 4189 nucleotides long. Its product is annotated as magnesium-chelatase subunit ChlH, chloroplastic. The coding region runs from base 29 to 4174 and encodes 1381 amino acids. The transcript has 5 exons. Gene Ontology annotation, biological process: chlorophyll biosynthetic process. Gene Ontology annotation, cellular component: chloroplast. The record is from RefSeq and is a predicted model, not a curated record. NCBI's taxonomy places the organism in Eukaryota, Viridiplantae, Streptophyta, Magnoliopsida, Malvales, Malvaceae. Gene Ontology annotation, molecular function: magnesium chelatase activity.